Xenia sp. Carnegie-2017 is the source of this 860-nucleotide messenger RNA. Its product is annotated as putative protein TPRXL. The record is from RefSeq and is a predicted model, not a curated record. NCBI's taxonomy places the organism in Eukaryota, Metazoa, Cnidaria, Anthozoa, Malacalcyonacea, Xeniidae. The transcript has 2 exons. The coding region runs from base 1 to 342 and encodes 113 amino acids.
AUGGCCUUUAUGGAUGAUUUACUAUCUGAUAAUUUUCCAUCUGAGAAUUCACUAUCUGAUGAUUUUCUAGAAGAGGAUUCAUCAUUUGAUAUUUCGCCAUCUGAGAAUUCUCCAUUUGAUGAUUCGCCAUCUGAUAAUUCACCAUCUGAUGAUUCGCCAUCUGAUGAUUCGCCAUCUGAUGAUUCGCCAUCUGAUGAUUCGCCAUCUAAUGUUUCACUAUUUGAUGAUUCACAAUAUGAUGAUUCACCAUUUGCUGAUUCACAAGCAGAUGAUCCACCAUCUGAGGAUUCGCCAUCUGAUGAUUCCUCAAUGAAGGAUUCACCAUCAGAUGACUCAUUGUAGGAGGAGGACUGUUCAUUAUAUGAUUUGCUGCAGGAAAAUUCACCAUUAGUUGAUUCGCUGUCGUAAGAUUCGUCGUUAGAUGAUUUCAUGGUAGAGAUUUUAUUGGCUGAUGAUUUGCUAGCGGAGAAAACACUACUUGAUGAUUCUCGAUUAGAAAAUUCACUAUAAGGUGAUUCGCUUUCACAGGAUGCAACAUCAGAUGAUUCGCAGCCCGAAUACUCUCCAUCGUAUGAUUCGCUGGAGGAAUAUUCAUAAUAAGAUGAUUCGAUGUUGGAGGAUUUACUAUCUGAGAAUUCUUCAUCUGAGAAUUCACUAUCUGAUGAUUUACUAGAAGAGGAUUCAUUAUCUGAUAAUUCGCCAUCUGAGAAUUCUCCAUUUGAUGAUUCGCCAUCUGAUGAUUCACCAUCUGAUGAUUCGCCAUUGGAUGAUUCGCCAUCUGAUGUUUCCCCAUCUGAUGUUUCACCAUUUGAUGAUUCACAAUAUGAUGAUUCACCAUCUAAUGAUUUACAAUCAAAUGA